UGGAUUGACUAUCAACCAGAAUUUUUCAUCUUUCGAUUUGUUUACCUUUUUAUCCUCAUCUUUUUGUCAUAUUGUCAUUUCUUCAACUUUAAAUGAAAAUUUGUCCGUCAAAAUGUUCAUAUUUUAAUUAUUAACAGUUAGUUAAUUUUAAGCAAAUUGUUUUCUCAUUUCCCUUUCAACCAUUUGGUGUUGGUCAUUUACUCGUUGGUCAAUUUAGUUUGAUGACAUUAUGAUUCGUAUAAAACCUGAGGAUAUUUUGGAAGGAUUUAAGAUUAAUUGGAUGAAUCUUCGUGAUGCAAGAAACGGUGAAAUCCUAUGGGAAUCUAAGGAAGAUUUAUCCAAACCCAAUCGUGAACAUGAAGCCAAGGUGCCAAAGGAAAUAUUAAAAUGUCGAGCUGUUUCCAGGGAAAUCAAUUUCUCAUCGAUUCAGCCGAUGGAGAAAUUAAGAUUAGAGCAGAAAGUCCUGUUCCAAGGGAAAUGUUUAGAGGAAUGGUAUUUUGUCUUUGGCUAUGUAAUACCCAAUUCUACCAAUACUUGGCAAUCGUUAAUUGAAGCAGCUCCGGAAUCGCAAAUGAUGCCUGCCGAUGUCCUCAACGGUAAUCUAUUUAUCGAGACUAAAUUUUUUGAUGACAAUCUAUUACUUAGCACAUCUCGAGUUCGUUUGUAUUAUGUUUAAAUUGUACCAACAAUUAAUUUCUAAUCACAAUUCAAAUCUUCAAUCAUAAUCAUUUAAUCAAUUGCAAAUACUUCAUCACUUUAAUUGACCAAUAUCACAAUACAACAAUUAACUGGAUUGAUCCUGUUGUCUUUUUUUAAACAUCAUCAUCAACUGAUUGUUAAUUACUGAUCAAACAUAUCAAAUUGUCACUAAUCAUGUUUCAUUAAUUUUCCUACACUUUCCGUCCAAUUUUAAUUGUGUAAAAUUUUCAAUCAGAUCAACUAAUUGUUUACAACAAAUUUAAACUCAAUGAUUUAUCUUUUAUCAAAAAUAAUUAACCAAUCGUAAAGAUCAUUUUAAAUCAUCGAGCACAAUUUCAAAUUCAAUCCAUCACCAUUACUUAUUUGAUUUGACAAUUAAAUCCUUAAACAAUUAACUAACUAAUCGUACUGAUUGAUUGAUUUUCUCGGAUCAAAUUUACUAUUAAUAGUUAAUUGUCAACAAUUAACUGUAAGAUAAUCAAAUGAAAACAGCUCCACC
Molecule: messenger RNA, 1198 nt
Organism: Panonychus citri (citrus red mite)
Lineage: Eukaryota; Metazoa; Arthropoda; Arachnida; Trombidiformes; Tetranychidae
Gene: PrBP
Product: retinal rod rhodopsin-sensitive cGMP 3',5'-cyclic phosphodiesterase subunit delta-like
Exons: 6
Coding region: 230-676 (148 amino acids)
Cellular component (GO): cytoplasm
Source: RefSeq, a predicted model, not a curated record